Punica granatum (pomegranate) is the source of this 1545-nucleotide messenger RNA. Lineage: Eukaryota; Viridiplantae; Streptophyta; Magnoliopsida; Myrtales; Lythraceae. The record is from RefSeq and is a predicted model, not a curated record.
CCAAAACUAUAGUUUCCCCAAAAAUAAAGAGACGAGGCGGGAAGCUUCUCCCCCGGCGUCUCCCCUCCUCUCCUCGGUCCUCCCGUCCCGUCGACAUGGAAGGCGAAGUGGUCACCGCCGCCGCCGCCUUAUACCCAGGGGACGCCAUGUCAGCGGCUGACACAGAUCUCGGAUCGCCGGAGGAAAGGUCGCCGCCGGAGCCCCGUCUCCAGUCCGACGAGGAUGAUCGGGACCCGGAGCAGGAGCCCAACCAUGGUCAGGACGUCGAUCCCGACUCUGGAACCGCUGUUCUGACCGGUGAUGAUCUCAAACAACGCAUCAUUAAGCAGGUGGAGUAUUACUUCAGCGAUGAGAACUUGCCCACUGACAAGUACAUGCUUAAUUUAAUGAAAAAGACCAAGGAAGGGUUCGUACCCAUUGGGGUCAUUGGUUCUUUCAGGAAAAUGAAGAAGUUGUCACGAGACCAUGCUUUCAUAUCGGCUGCACUCAAGGAAUCCACAUUUCUUGUUGUUAGUCCAGACGGGAAGAAGGUGAGGCGACUAAAUCCUCUUCCAGUUGUUGAGGUCCGAGAUCAUAAGUUAUUCACUGUGUUGGUCGAGAACUUACCCGAGGAUCAUUCAGUUGAAAACCUUAAGAAAAUAUUUGGUGAAGUUGGAAAGGUAAAGAAAAUAUCCAUUCAUGACGCAAAUGCUACAGAAGAGACGAAAAAGGGCAACAGGGCACUUUAUAGAAGUAAGCUGCAUGCUCUAGUGGAAUAUGAAGCUACCGAAGCUGCUGAGAAAGCAGCAAAUACUUUGAACAAUGAAGAGGACUGGAGAAAUGGCAUGCGUGUCAAGCUUCUUAAGCGACUGGGGAAGUAUGGGCAGAGAAAAGCUUGGUCUGGAUCUGAAUCUGACAAGAAAACUGUCAGCCGUUCUCCUGAUCAUGCUGGAGAUGGGGAAAACAACUCAAAGGAGAAUCAUGAACAUCAUGAAGAAACACCUGAUGAAGAGGAUGGAGAUCAUGUUGGGAAGGAUAAGAGUGGGGAAAGAGGAAAAAACCAUGGAAAUCAUGGACGAGGAAGGAGGCACAAACAUCGGGGACUCAACGGUCAUGGCCAUGGAAACAUAGCUGCUCCCCAGGUGAUAGAGGCCUCGAAACCACCUCCUGGCCCAAAAAUGCCUGACGGGACUCGCGGUUUUGCCAUGGGGCGUGGUAGGCCGCUGAGCUCUGACCGUAGCUAGCUGUUGGAUCGAGCGAGCUAAUCUCGAUCUGUAAAAAUCCAAAGCUUGAAGCUACACAUGUUGAUGCUUUUGUUUGCGGCAUCUCAGUUUUUGUCAUUUGCAUGCCUUUAUUUGAUAUUGUCUUGUGUGCUCUUGUAGAAACCAUCAGUUUUGCAUCGUAUCAAUGACUCCAUAAGAGUGGAUAGUCUGUCUUGUAUGGCGAGUCCAAUUUCGACUUUUGUCCUGUAGUUUGUUACAUAAAAUUCGAGACUUAGCACCCAUGGAAAAAGACUAACCUAAUAAGUGAAACGUGCAGGAGGAGAACCGCGUUGAUGUAAAUAAA